UUUUAAAUAAGUAAAUAUUUUCUAGAGGCUGCCAACAAUAAGCCACCAGAAUUACAAAUGUCUCUACUGGAACUCGAAUGUAAACUUGAAGAAGAGGAUGCAUUAAAUUUUGAGGCUGACGAUGAAGAUUUGGAUGCUCUUGUGCUGGACACAUCAUCUUGUGGUUUUGACUCGCCAAAUGAGGAUCGAUUUCAAAACUCAUCAUCUUUAUCGUUAGGAGACGACAUUAGUGUUAGCCAGCCAACAAAGGUGACAAAUGAAGAGUUACCUAAAAUCUCCCCAACAACAUCAACUCCGACAGACUUUUCCAAUGUUCAACGUUCAACAGAGGUACCUAAAUUUCCAAAUUUAGACAAUAUUUUGAAAAUAAAUGAUAAUCCAAAUUCAGCCUCAGUCGAGAUAUUUAAACAUUUCAAAAUACCGAAAAAAUUAAAAGCAGUCAACAAAACCAAAAUUCAUAAUGACAAUAAUAAUAGGAUACCUGACGCGCAUUUGCAUCCCAUUGUACACUUGGAAAGAAUUCCUUUGAUCAAGGACAAUAGCAUACACAUUAGAGAUUUUUAUGCCAUAAUAAAAUCGAAGGACAAAACAGAUGUAACAAAGAGAAAACUUGAUAGUGAACCAAAAGUAAUGACAAGUAAGGAAAAUCCUGUCCCAGAACAGGGAAACCCUGUUACAACAGCCACAACAAAACAACCAAUAUUUAGAUGUACUUUCAACAAUGUGCCUGCCAUACUAGCCAGUAAAGAGCUGCCUAGUUGUACACAGGGACAAGUACAUAUUCAAAAUUCCAAUCGACAGCAUUGCUCUUCAUACGGCAUAAAGGAAGUAGCGGCAAUUUUUGGCAUAACCUGUCUGCCACAUCUCGAGAAUUUAUGUCACCACCCACCAUUGCUCUGUAAAAUGUCACAUCAAAUGAAUGACCUAGACACGGUAUUCAAUAGUCUAAAUGGCAUGAAUGUCUCCGAUCUAAAUGUGGCAUAUUCAUUUGCCUAUAACCAUCACAAAUUAUAUCGACAAUUUUUCAUUUUAUUUUGCAACAUUUACACACAACGCAACAAUCGCAUGGUGCUCCUGAAAAUGGUAAACGAUUGCGAACGUUAUCCGGAACAAGCAGAAAAUCUAAUUGUACUCUUCGAUGCCUUGGUUAAAUGUGGUCUAAGUCCCUCAAAUGCCUGUCGCCUUAUGCUGAAACGUAGUCGAGAUCGGUCGACACCGGUCAUAGAUGCGCUGGUCGCAAUUAUAAUGAAGACAGGUUGGGCAAUGUUUUCCGAUUACAUUGAAGGCUUUACGAUGGACAAUCAACAAUACCAUUUUCGCAUACCUGUACUAGAGGAAAUGGCUACCGAGCUAUUGAACAGUAGCAACAGUAAUCUCGUACAACUUAAUCAAGUGUUUUUCAAAUGUGUCCAAACAGUACAUCUCGAUGAACUGCCCAUGCUAUGUUCGCCGAACCUAUUGAAGUGUCUUGGUCUAAUGGCAACAAGUAAAUAAAAGUACAAAUGUCAACCCCCAAAAGACACUAAAAUGUACAAAUCUACAUCGCACAAAUCUAUUCUAUACUGACUGACGGUAUGCUGAAUUUUAUUAAUAUUUGUUUUUUUCCAUUAUUUUUUUUUAAUUUUUUUACAGGUUUACCUUUUAAAAAGGUAUUAAAAUGUAUAUUCUCAUUACUUGGUAUAUAUAUAUAAUAUAUUAAAAACUUUUAUGUAUAUUUUAACCAUUUAUUUUUAACAAUUGAUUUAUUAAUGAAACCAUGCUCUAUCCAUCUACAAAAUGAAUUCUUUAUUUUAUUUUGAAAUGUACCAAGUUUUGUAUCCAUGCGACAAUAAAUCAAAUUUUAAUUUUA
Musca domestica (house fly) is the source of this 1849-nucleotide messenger RNA. RefSeq lists its product as uncharacterized. Lineage: Eukaryota; Metazoa; Arthropoda; Insecta; Diptera; Muscidae. The record is from RefSeq and is a predicted model, not a curated record. Bases 58 to 1494 code for a protein of 478 amino acids. The transcript is spliced from 2 exons.